Molecule: messenger RNA, 1893 nt
Organism: Camellia sinensis
Lineage: Eukaryota; Viridiplantae; Streptophyta; Magnoliopsida; Ericales; Theaceae
Product: protein PIN-LIKES 7
Biological process (GO): endoplasmic reticulum to cytosol auxin transport
Cellular component (GO): membrane
Source: RefSeq, a predicted model, not a curated record
UCAUUUUUUAAUUUGAAAAUUAUUCUCGAAGCAUCGAGGGCUGAAUGAAAAUAACAAGUUAAUUUAAUAAUUCAAGUAGUUUUCCUUAUUAUGUUGUGCAAUAAGCUCAAGUUGGAUUAAUUAUCGAGCUGUUCAUGAGCUCGGCUUUGUUGCACAUAAGAGUUGAAAUUGAAAGUUCAAAGACAUGAUAAGGAUUUUCCUUCUCUGCUAUUAGGAAUAUAUCAAUUAUAUUCUAGCACACAGAGACAACAGCAACAGUAGAUUUCAGUGUUUGGAGGAGCAAACCUACUUUAUUUGUUUUUAAAUUUUAGUAGAGUUCACAACAAAGAGUAAAAGAUGGGUUUCUGGUCAUUCUUUGGGGUGGCUUCCAUGCCUAUUCUACAGGUGCUCAUAAUCAGCGCAUUAGGAGCUUCCAUGGCAACUAAUUAUCUCAAUCUUCUUCCCGAAGCUACAAGGAAGUCCCUGAACAAGAUUGUGUUCAUUGUGUUCAUUCCAUCCCUUAUGUUUGCAAGUCUGGCCGAGACUGUCACCUUUCCAGAUCUCAUUGCCUGGUGGUUUAUGCCUGUAAAUGUCGGUCUAACCUUUCUCUUUGGAGGAAUAUUAGGAUGGACAGCAGUGAAACUACUGAAGCCAAAAUCACAUCUGGAAGGACUGAUUAUUGCCACAUGUUCAUCAGGAAACUUGGGAAACCUUCUCUUGAUAAUUGUCCCUGCAAUCUGUAGCGAGGAUGGCAGCCCUUUUGGUGAUCACAAAAUUUGUACUUCUGUUGGACUCUCAUAUUCAUCUUUCUCCAUGGCACUUGGUGGUUUCUUCAUUUGGACUUACACUUACCAACUAGUACGAAGCUCAGCCUUGAAAUACAAAGCUCUUCAAGCAGCUGAGGAGGUCUCAAAGGUACCAAACAAGGAUUCAGAUGCGAAUGAGAAGACUCAUCUUCUGGAGGGAGAAGUUGAAGAACAUAUUGCUAUAGUUGCACCAUCAACAAUAUCUACAGAAGAGGAUACUGAAAAUCAAGAUAUUGUUCCCCAAGUGUCUGCCAGCAAACUGGAGAAGGUGAAUGUUUCAUUCUGGGGUAAUGCAAUGACAAUUCUCCAACAGUUACUGGAGGAGCUAUUAGCACCUCCUACACUUGGUGCUAUUCUUGGAUUCUUUUGUGGUGCGGUCCCAUGGGUGAAGAAUCUUUUAAUUGGUGAUAAUGCACCUCUUAGAGUGAUCCAGGACUCCAUCAAAUUACUUGGGAAUGGAACAAUACCUUGCAUCACCCUUAUACUAGGAGGCAACCUCACACAAGGCUUGAAAGCAGGAAACUUAAAACCAAUAGUGAUUGUUGCUGUAAUCUGUGUGCGUUAUGUGAUUCUUCCUGUGAUUGGGAUUGGUGUAGUUAAAGCUGCCGACAGUCUUGGCUUUCUUCCAUUGGAUCCGUUGUACCGCUACGUGCUAAUGAUUCAAUUUGCACUACCACCUGCCAUGAAUAUUGGUACCAUGACCCAACUGUUUGAUGUGGCACAAGAGGAGUGUUCAGUGCUCUUACUGUGGACUUACCUGGUCGCUUGCCUAUCGCUCACUGUAUGGUCCACAAUCUUCAUGUGGAUCUUGUCCUGAAGCCCCAGUUGGCUCUAAACUAUCACAUUGAGUUGGGCUACAUUUCUGCCAUUGUGGUUUGUCAUUUGUUUCCAUUUUAUGUGUAUAUGAUUGUGUUGUUCAAUAUGUGAAUUGUCAGUCAAAGGCUCUCAUUGGGGCAGAGGCUUGGCAAGGGCUUUGUAUGUUGUACCUACAGAUUGAUCUAAAAAAAAGAAAAUUAUUUGUGGUUUAGCUGCUACUAAUCUGCCAUUUCUAGUUUAAAGAAUGGAAAAUAUCACAUAAAUUAGAAAUGAGACAAAUAAUUGCAAAUUA